Molecule: messenger RNA, 1524 nt
Organism: Dovyalis caffra
Lineage: Eukaryota; Viridiplantae; Streptophyta; Magnoliopsida; Malpighiales; Salicaceae
Source: the annotation of a GenBank genome assembly
AUGGAUAAAAUUUUGGGCGGUCAAAACGGGGAGGAAGGAAGGAAGAGAAAGACUAAGAUAGUAUGCACGUUAGGGCCACAGUCAAGGUCUGUUGAGAUGACUGAGAGGCUUUUGAGGGCUGGCAUGAACGUUGCUCGCUUCAACUUUUCGCAUGGAACUCAUGCUUAUCAUCAAGAAACCCUUGAUAAUCUUAGGACUGCCAUGAACAGUACUGGCAUUCUCUGUGCUGUCAUGUUGGACACCAAGGGACCGGAAAUUCGAACUGGAUUCUUGAAGGAUGGGAAGCCUGUGCAACUCAAGCAGGGUCAAGAGAUAGUUAUCUCUACUGAUUAUAGCUUAAAGGGUGAUGAGAAUAUGAUCUGCAUGAGCUACAAAAAGUUGGCUGAAGAUGUCCAGCCAGGGAGUUUUAUUUUGUGUUCUGAUGGCACUAUUUCACUAACAGUGUUGGCCUGUGACAAGGAAUCAGGAUUGGUCCGUUGUCGAUGUGAAAAUUCUGCUGUUUUGGGGGAGAAGAAGAAUGUCAAUCUUCCUGGAGUUGUCGUUGAUCUGCCUACCUUAACAGAGAAGGAUAAGGAAGAUAUCAUGAUGUGGGGCGUCCCCAAUAAUAUUGACAUGAUCGCCCUGUCCUUUGUUCGCAAAGGUUCAGACCUUGCAGAGGUCAGAAAGCUGCUAGGGGAUGAUGGAAAAAACAUCCUUCUCAUGUCAAAGGUCGAAAAUCAAGAAGGAGUUGCUAAUUUUGAUGACAUUCUUGCAAAUUCUGAUGCAUUUAUGGUGGCAAGAGGUGACCUGGGAAUGGAAAUUCCAAUUGAGAAAAUAUUCCUAGCUCAGAAAGUGAUGAUACACAAGGCCAACAUACAAGGAAAGCCAGUAGUGACUGCUACUCAGAUGUUGGAGUCCAUGAUCAAGUCUCCAAGGCCUACCAGAGCUGAAGCUACUGAUGUUGCCAAUGCAGUUCUUGAUGGUACUGAUUGUGUGAUGCUCAGUGGAGAAACUGCUGCUGGAGCCUACCCGGAGCUUGCUGUUCAAACCAUGUCCAGAAUAUGCAUGGAAGCAGAGAACUUCAUAGAUUAUGGGCAUCUUUUCAAGACAAUUAUGGCUACUUCUCCCACGCCCAUGACCCCAUUAGAAAGUAUGGCUUCUUCAGCAGUCAAGACAGCAAACACCAUCAAAGCAGCAUUUAUUUUAGUCCUGACCAAGGGUGGAACCAUAGCAAAGUUGGUGUCUAAAUACCGACCAAGCAUGACAGUUUUGUCAAUGAUCGUUCCAGAGAUUAGAACUGAUUCCUUUGAGUGGUCAUGCAGUGACGAAGCUCCAGCAAGACAUAGCCUUAUUUACCGGGGUCUUAUGCCUGUUUUGACCUCAGUGUCUGGAAAAGUCUAUCAUAGUGAGUCAACUGACGAGACAAUUGAGCAGGCCUUUCAAUAUGCAAAGAUGAAGGGACUGUGCAAGCCCGGAGACUCGGUUGUGGCAUUGCACAAGAUUGGCGCUGCUUCUGUGAUAAAGAUCUUGCAAGUGCAGCAGUGA